AUCGUAGCCUAAGAAUGUUAGUCCUAUAUGUUGUAAUAGCUAUAGGGUAUGAAGAAAAGUAAUAAUCAUUUUGUUAUACGUUUCUGGAAGUGAUUUGAUUUCAGUGGACGAGAAACAGGAUGGACACCUGCAAUGAGUGAAAGUAGGCUAAAGUUGUUGGUCCAAAACGUAUACAGUUUAAUAACAUUUUAAUGUAAAUGGCUUAUUCCAAUGCCUUAGCUACUUCAAAAUAUCAUCAACAUGGAACCAAUUUCAAAACCUGUUAAAUCGUUUAUUUCGUUUCGUUAUUAGCCUCUAAAUUGAUGUGUUUCGUUCUGCAAAUGGGCUGAAUUGAUCGUGAGGUUUAUAACCUUGGCAGAAUUUCCAUUCGUUGUGUUAGUGCCUUUUCUCAAAGUUGAAGGUCCUUGUUGCUUUACAGGACACGCUAUUUAAUCGGGCACUACAUAUUUUGUCGAACUAUUCGUUAACUGUUUGGUUAAAUUCACUCUUAUGUGAAAAUAAUAAUCGGUAUUGCUAUAACAAGGAAUACCUCAAUACCUUAUGUUUGUAAUUGAUGCUGUUCGGUUGUCAGGGUUUUUGCCCCACCUUCAUGACAAAAAUGCGUUUCAGAACCAUUAGAUAAGUCAAUAUUUUAUUCAUUCCAAAUCUAGUAGCCUAGUUAUUCUCAUCAAUUUCGAUAAGCUUGAGAUCGUCUCUACAUUACCCCCAUUUUAAUAAUUCGAUUAAAGAAGUCAUUUGCUGAAGUCCUUUUGUUAAUUGGAUAAAAUAAUCCUAACAGUUAUUCAUAUGUUGUGGUAAUUAUGAUUUAAUGUCGAAAGAAAUGUAAAAUAUGAAAUACCAGUCAUCUCAUGGAUUUCGAUCCUCCAACUCUAUGGAAAGUAGCCUUCUACUCCAAAUACGUUCCAUGGCGCCAAGACACCUGCAACGAGCGCGCUCCAAUAAACUUGUACUGAUUAAGAUUGCUUGUAUGCUGUGUAAUGUGCCUCAAAGGUGUCGUCUUUAUCAUCAAUUGGGACAGGUACAUCGCUUCUUUUUAAAUCACCUUGAACUUUCUUUAAACUAGCAUAUUGUGAUUUUAACCCAGGAACGUCUGCAUUAAACUUGAUUAAACGAAACAAUUAAAAUAGCGAGUUUUGCGCGCCCCUUUUUACGCGUGCAGUGCUGGACACCAUUUCGUUUUUAUCGGUGUGUAAAGAUGUAGUGGUUACUUGUGUUAUUAAAGAGCCGACAUACAACCACGAACGGGAAGGAAGAGGAACUUUUGUACAAGAAGGAAAGAGUGGGGACCUCGCAUCACCGCUUUGCCUCUCUCACUCAGCAAACAGAGACGUGCUAAACAACUCAGUGGGUGGCUGCGUAUCGUUUUCACAAGCGACAUAAAAACCAGUUCAAUCGCCUACCUUUAUCGUACAGUCCAUUGUAGCAGUCACUCAGUCGUUGAUUCUCAUUUAGUCAUUUAAACACGUUAUAACUAGUCUGGAUAGCCUGACUGAAUCGCAUCAACCCAUACACAAGCGCAUUUACCCUUUGGCGCAAACCAUUGCAGCAACAAUUCUUGCUUAGUCCAUAACCGGAUGGCAGCUUUUUUCUCUCUCUCUCACUCUAAAUUGGGAAGUGAAGUCACUCUAACAACGCAUUAGGGCUGGGUCCCUACUGGUGAAACGACGUCCUUUUUAAUUUCUUAGAACAUUGCACACACAAACCUGCUGAUUAACCUACAAAUCAACGAUGACAAUCUUCCUAAUCUGACUGUGCCUAAAAGUUGAUGAGGCUGAUGAUUGGACAUAGAGCAAUAAAGGUGCAGAUAUGGUUGGGCUUCUAUAGGCUUUGCUCCGAGUGUUGUUAUCAUUCAGCAAUGUUUUGAGAAAUAUGAUGCAUUUUGAGGUGCACAAACACAUUACAUAAUGUGUGUUCCAAGCAACAUGUAAUUUACAAAUGAAUGUAGGCCUAUUUCUAAUUUGUUUUUGGGCAUUGUUGAGAUGAAUACAUUCGCUUGUCAUUCAAAAGCCUGUUGCAACUUUCUAAGCUUAAACUUGAAUAGCCUCACCAUAAUAACCAUAGUGGUAAUGAACAUUGUAUACCCUUCCUGUAGUUUUUUCUAAAUAUGACUCCGGAAAUUGCAACUGAUGUCAAAAAAAUCUCUGACCGCAAACUUGCACACUGUGAUAAAAAGAACCUCAUCACAAAGUAGGUUACAAAGUAAGACCGUGUUCCCCUUAGCAAACGAAUCAUCAAACGUUCUAUGUAGGAAAGGGCAUAUUUUAAGACCUUUACUUUCUUAGUCUGCAAGUCGGCCUAUAGAUGGUGACUAUAGAUAUGGCUAUAAUCUGAUAGACCCAAUGCACUUCCGUGAGUUUGAACGUAAAAGGUGACUUUAAACAAAUUCAGAAAACAUUGUUUUAUUAUUUAAUAGUGUGCAAAGUUAGACAAUAGAAGAUGUGAGUUUCUGUAUUUCAUUAGAAAAUAUGUGUCUUUUUAAAUUAGCAAUGUCCAUGGGUUUAUCAUGAAAGCUACCACACAUUGCUUAUGUCUCAAUCUGGCUUUAACGCAUGCAUGGAGUAACCUACUUUAGUUUGUCUAUCACCAUAAUAUGUUCAGAAAAUCGAAACUUUCUUUGGCCUUUUAUGUCAAAAUAAAUUCAACUAAAUAAAUAUCCCAGCUGAGAUGAUCCCAAGCCCUUUACAAGGCACAUUAAUAGCCUACUAGUAUGCCUAGAUUUAGUAUGCAUUUUCUGUCUUAUUCAUUUAAAUGUUUCCUCAUUUGUGAAAGGAAAUAACGAAAUAUAUUUGAACUGUCCCUUCAGUCCACUGAACAAUGUUUAGGCCCAUUUUUAUGUAUUAAGAUAAUCUAUGAGACAUUUUGAUUAAGGUUAUAGCAUUGUUCAGCUUUGUAAUAUUCUGGAGUUUUUCAUUGUGUCAUUCAGUUGGUAAACCAGUUGACUUGAUGAUGGACUCUUCAUCAUUAGGCCGGCCAGGAGGUUGUGUAACUCGAAACCCCUUGUGUCCUUGUUUGGAGACGGGGGGUCCCAAUCACGACUCGUGUGUCUCCCACACCGUGCACGACUUGGCAGCUCACUUUUCCAGAUGUAUUUUUUUCUCUGCUGGGGAAAAUUGCGGUGUUUGUUUAUACAAGGCGCUUGUGUGGGCCUUAUCUGCUCAGGCCACUCACACCGUGAUUUCAGAGCUUCAGCAUGUAGUUUACGGGCUAUUGUUCUGUCGAAUGGCUUCUAAAGAUAUGCUCAUGGCCUCCCACCUCAUUAUAAGCAACUUGCAAUUUCUGAUUUUUAAAACACCCUAUCUGUCCUCCGCCCUGGCUGGCAUGGGUUUAUGCUUUGUCGAUGUUGCCAAGCAUAGAAAAAGGUCAUGAUUUCCAUAGAUUUUUUUAAUGAACAAGUCAAUAGCCAAUUGAUAGGCAUACAGGCGUUUUGGUGUAGCCUAUUAGGUCGCUAUUGACCUAAUUGGGGGAAAACAUUUUCUCAGUACAUUGAUUGGCUAGUUUUAUAUUGGCCUAAUUUAAAUAAAAUAAUUUGUAGAUCAAGUUGUAUUCCUAUAAAAUAUAUCUAUGAAUAUACUAAAACUCUCCAUACAUUAUAUGAUCAUGAAUGGGUUGUCAAUUUAUCAUGGGAGUAAGAUAGCCAAUUGGGCAUGCAAUGUUAAUUAGAUUUUGGGCGCUCAAUUGACCAUUUUAUGAUACAUUUUUGUGAAUGGGUGUGUGUCUGGCUGCCAAAUCUGUGUUCGUGAGUCGUGGCUGACGUCACGGCCAGUUAAACAGCAGUUUUUUGGGACCGGGGAGUCACGAAGCAAGAGGACACAUUCCUUUGCACCGGGGAGCAGGCACGCCCCUCAAAGCUCCGCUGCUUUAUAACGGGACUGGGUCGGGCAGAGGGAGACAACACAACUGUAACUCUGAACUCCAAGUGGAAGCAACUGUUCCCGUCAAAUACGUACUGGGAUACCAUCCUGAAAUCCAACGAGAGAAACAUAGACACCAGAGACUCUAAAAUAAAGAUGGAUAUGUACCAAGCUGGAUAUUAUAUGGAAGAUUUCAGGACACAGGAAGUCCCUGCUGGUUUGGACUUUGCAUCAUAUGACUACAGUGAUGAAGACCUGUCUUUUCUAUUAGACAGUAAAGGACCCGAGCAGCAGUAUCCAGAGAGUUAUGGAGAGCUGCAGAAGAAUCCAUGUCCGUACGACAACAAAGUAACCUCCAGUGACUCUGUCCUGUUCAACCUGGAUUCAUACCCAGAGUUUAACUGUUGGGCAUCAUACCCAAGUGAUGGGCUGACUUUGGACCAGUCUCAAGCGGGGUUCCAGGAUUCCACCCAGACGUACCACAGCCUUGUGCCCCUGUGUUCUCCAGCCCAGAGUGGACAGUUCAGCCCGGGCAUGGAGGAUGCCAGCACCAGCAACUCCUUCCUCCCUGGAAAAGGAACGAGCCACAGCGGGUCCCCCAGCACUGUCAGCCUGGAACACCUCAGUGAAGCUGAACAAAGCUACACCCGUCACUCAGGUGAACAACUGUACGACUCAGAAGCACAGAAGACGUCACCCUCCUUCUGGCCAGACUACCCCUCUCCCAGCUACAGCGCAUCCCUGCUGCCCCCUCACCACCCUCCAUCUUGUUCCUCAACCCCUGGACCACAGCAGCCUUCAGAGCAAUACUGCCCCCGUGUGGCCAAACGCAAAAAUACACACUCUCAAAGACACGAGAGGGAAAGAGGACAAGUGAUGGGAAUGUCAGUUUAUCCAGGAUCAGGGCCCAUCCAAUUGUGGCAGUUCUUACUGGAGCUGCUUCUAGACUCCGCCUGCUGUACCUUCAUCUGCUGGACAGGAGACGGUUGGGAGUUCAAGAUGUCCGACCCAGCAGAGGUGGCCAAGCGCUGGGGCCAGUGUAAGAACAAGCCCAAGAUGAACUACGAGAAGCUGAGCCGUGGCUUGCGCUACUACUACCACAAGAACAUCAUCCACAAAACCACGGGCAAGCGCUACGUCUACCGCUUCGUCUUGGACGUGCAGGGGAUGCUGGGAAAGACGGCACAGGAGGUCCUGGCCAGCAUGAACAUUUUACCCAUGGGGACAGAGUCCUCCUGGCAAGGCCAGGGGACACCAGUAUCAUCACCAGUGUCCAGCGAAGCAUGGGCGUCGCAGUAGAGGGAGUGUACCAGCAGCACUGGUUCUCAUUGGUGCUAUUGUCUCUUGAUAGUGUUAUGGCUACAUCACUAGAAAUAUGCUAUGUAGAACAUGCAUGCCUCUUUGACAUGUAGAAAAUGAAUAACAUCGGCUCUAUUCAUGGGAUUUCUAUCUGCAACAUUAGACAAUGUUCGGUGUAAAACUUUUAUUACCAAGUGAUACAGUAGUAGCCAUAGCUGUGGGAAGUAGGCGUGUUGAGGUUGCUGCAGCACUACUAAAAAGUAUGUAGUAGCCUUCAAUUUGAUUAGGUUUUAGUGUAUGACUUACCUCCUAUUAACAUCAGCAGAAUAAGAGCUCAAUGAAACGGUAAGUCCAGCUGUCUCCAAUACUGAUGUUCUUUAUGGUAAUGACAUGGUUAGUGAUGAACAAUCCUCCUCCAUCCUCAAGUACUUCUUGCCCCCUCUAAAAUAAUGGGUGCAUGACACCCCUGCUUAGCACCCAUGCUGUUGAACAAUGUUUGACAUUAACUUUGACUGUGAGGAUCUGUCUAUUUUUAUACUCUUACAUAUCUACCUCUUUUAUUGCUGACAAAAUAAAGCUAAGAGGGACAAUGUUUGUUCUGUUGAAUAUGUGUGAUUUACAUGAUUUAGGGAACACUGUUGUUUGUAAAAUGAUUGUAAAUAAACUGUACAUAACUUGAAAA
Oncorhynchus gorbuscha (pink salmon) is the source of this 5832-nucleotide messenger RNA. Its product is annotated as protein C-ets-2-like. Gene Ontology annotation, cellular component: nucleus. Lineage: Eukaryota; Metazoa; Chordata; Actinopteri; Salmoniformes; Salmonidae. The transcript is spliced from 8 exons. Gene Ontology annotation, molecular function: sequence-specific DNA binding; DNA-binding transcription factor activity, RNA polymerase II-specific. Gene Ontology annotation, biological process: cell differentiation; regulation of transcription by RNA polymerase II. Bases 4008 to 5150 code for a protein of 380 amino acids. The record is from RefSeq and is a predicted model, not a curated record.